GAAGGCAGGUGAGAUAACAUAGUUUCCAGAGGAAAAUCUACAUGUAUGAGAAGAUAGGAGUAACAACUUAACAAGAGUCGACCACAGCUGACCAGCAGGUAGUUUCAGAAAGAAGGUGGACUACAGCAGAAGGACAGAUGUCUAACCCGAGUCAGCAGGCACUACCCUCAAGCAUAAGUAUGACUUGCCAUUAGCAAGCUGACGGGGCAUCUUGUGACUUUUUUUUUUUUUGCCCAAGAGAAGAGGAAGGGAGAAGUGAAUGACAGGCACAAAGCCAGUGGAGCCUGUACUGUUUUUCAACUCUCCCUGGCUUUGACAGUUAUGAACAAGAACGAGUUGAGAAGACAACUGUAAAUAAAGCCAAGAGAACAGGGCACACAGCCUGAAGGAAAGUAAUUACUACAGCUCUGUUUCUCUCUUGAGUUACUUGAAAUACAGUCAGCUUGGUUCGUGGACUCUACUCUUUAGACGGCUAACACACACACAGAGAAGGAGCACUAGCUGUUGAAGUGUUUUUUGGACUGCUGUGGGGGACGGCCGGCAUGGAUGGUGGUUUCUCCUCUUUACGCUCGGAGGCAGUGGGAGCCAUGAGGACAGCGCUGGUAUCCGCUGAGAACUUACAGCUCACUCUGAAGACUGAGCUCAGUCAGGAAGAACAGGCCCUCACACACACCAAGAGUAGCCCCAAGGAGACACAAAAAGCCGGGAAUGAAGACCUUAAAGAGAUGCUGGAGAGCAACAAGGAGUCCCUCAAACUGGAAGCCAUGAAAAGGAUCGUUGGGCUGAUUGCCAAAGGGAAAAAUUCAUCAGAGCUCUUUCCUGCUGUGGUGAAGAACGUUGCGAGUAAGAACAUUGAGCUUAAGAAGCUUGUAUAUGUGUACCUGGUGAGGUAUGCAGAAGAACAGCAGGACCUGGCUUUGCUAUCCAUUAGCACCUUCCAGCGGGCCCUUAAGGACCCAAAUCAGUUGAUCCGGGCCAGCGCACUGAGGGUUUUGUCCAGUAUCCGGGUCACCAUAAUUGUCCCCAUCAUGAUGUUGGCCAUCAAAGAGGCGUCAACUGACCUGUCCCCAUAUGUCAGGAAGACGGCAGCCCACGCCAUCCAGAAGCUCUACAGCCUGGAUCCAGACCAGAAAGAGCAGCUGAUCGAAGUGAUAGAGAAACUAUUGAAAGACAAAAGCACAUUGGUGGCUGGCAGUGUGGUGAUGGCUUUUGAGGAGGUGUGUCCAGAUCGCAUUGACCUUAUCCAUAAGAACUACAGAAAGCUGUGCAACCUGUUGGUGGAUGUGGAGGAGUGGGGCCAGGUGGUCAUCAUCUCCAUGCUGACGCGCUAUGCCAGGACACAGUUCACCAGUCCUUGGAAGGAGGGUGCCAUGUUUGAUGAGAACAAUGAGAAGGCGUUCUAUGACUCUGACUCUGAGGAGAAAAAAGACCAGACGGAGGCCAAGCCUUACAUCAUGGAUCCAGAUCAUAGACUGCUGCUCAGGAACACCAAACCUCUGCUGCAGAGCAGGAACACUGCUGUUGUGAUGGCUGUUGCUCAACUCUAUUGGCAUUUGGCCCCCAAGCAUGAAGUCAACAUUGUCACCAAGUCACUGGUUCGGUUACUAAGAAGCCACAGAGAGGUGCAGUACAUUGUGCUUCAGAAUAUAGCCACGAUGUCCAUUCAGAGGAAGGGGAUGUUUGAGCCCUUCAUGAAGAGUUUCUAUGUGAGGUCUACAGACGCCACACACAUCAAAACACUGAAGUUGGAGAUCCUGACCAACCUGGCCAAUGAAGCCAACAUCUCCACCAUCCUGAGGGAAUUUCAGACCUACGUGAAGAGCCAGGACAAGGCGUUUGCAGCAGCCACCAUACAAGCCAUCGGCAGGUGCGCCACCAACAUCUCCGAGGUGACUGAUACUUGUCUCAACGGUCUGGUGCUGCUACUUUCCAACAGAGACGAGACUGUUGUGGCUGAGAGUGUGGUGGUGAUCAAGAAGUUGCUUCAGACUCAGCCCACGCAGCACAGUGAGAUCAUCAAACACAUGGCCAAGCUCUUCGACAACAUCACUGUCCCCAUGGCCCGAGCCAGCAUCCUGUGGCUGAUGGGAGAGUACUGUGAGAGGGUGCCAAAAAUUGCACCUGACGUGCUCCGUAAGAUGGCAAAGACUUUCACAGCAGAGGAGGACAUUGUCAAGCUGCAGACUGUCAACCUGGCAGCCAAACUCUACCUGACCAACUCUAAGCAGACCAAGCUGCUGACCCAGUACAUUCUGAACCUGGGCAAAUAUGACCAGAACUACGAUAUCCGGGACCGAACACGCUUCAUAAGACAGCUCAUAGUGCCCAGUGAGAAGAGCGGCGCCCUCAACAAGUAUGCUCGACGCAUCCUCCUGGCCCCCAAACCAGCCCCAGUGCUUGAGUCUGCUUUCAAAGAUCGUGACCGUUUCCAGCUGGGCACUCUCUCCCACAGCCUCAAUACUAAAGCUACUGGAUACCAGGAGCUGUCAGACUGGCCAGCUGUUGCUCCUGAUCAGUCUGUGAGGAACGUGGAGGUCAUUGAGCCAGUACAAGAGUGGGCACCGACAGUUGGGAAGGCCAAGAAACCAAAAUCUGAUGACAAGUUCUACUCUGAUGAGGAGGAGGAGGAGGAGAAAGAAGAGGAAGGCUCUGAGAGCAGUGGCAGUGAAGACAGCAGCAGCAGCGGCAGCAGCAGUAGCAGCAGUGAAGAGUCUGGCAGUGAGAUUGAGGAAGAAAGCAGCGAAGAUUCAGAAAAGACCUCAGGUGAUUCUGGAAAGAGUUCCAGUGAAUCUGAAUCAGAACAAAGAAAGAAGAAAAAGACCAAGAAGGCACCGCAGAAGAAAAGCAAGCCAGAUGUUGCAUUCAGUGACUCGGAUGAAAACGGAAAUGGACCUGUAGCACAAGCCAGCAGCUCGUCAGCUGAGAGCUCCUCCGGCUCAGAGACAGACUCCUCCGAUGACUCUGACUCAGACACACCCACAGCACAACAGAAGAAGAAGAGUGAUGUGAAGUCCAAACCCAAGGUGGAAGUGAAGCCCAAGAAUGAAGUGUCCUUACUGGAUCUAGAUGACUUUUCUCCUGCACCCACAAAUGCACCAAAGUCUUUGAUCGUCUCCCGGAGCCUGCUGUCUGACCUCGAGGGCCUCUCUCUUUCCAACAUCUCCUCCACCAUGCAGGUCACCACUCCAUCUUUUGGCCCCGUGAAGACCUAUGAGCUGCUUCACCAUAUGACUGGAAAAGGUCUGUCAGCCAAGUAUCAUUUUCCCAGGCAGCCCUGUUUGUACCAGCCCAGUAUGGUGGCUGUACAGGUCACACUGACCAACAGCUCAGACCACAGCCUGGAGGAGAUUCAUAUAGGAGACCGAAGUCCAGCAAGCCUGAACAUCCACUGCUUUAAUACCAUUGAGCGGCUGGAGCCAGAGGCCUCAGUGACGGUUUCCAUGGGUAUUGACUUCAGCGACUCGACACAAGCAGCCAACUUCCAGUUGUGCACCAAGGAGGACCAGUUCAGUGUGUCCAUCCAGCCGGCUGUGGGUGAGCUAUUAAUGCCCAGUAGUGUGACAGAGCAAGACUUCAGCAAGGAGCAAGGUAAGCUCCUGGGCAUGAAUGAGACGUCUGCAACCAUCACCAUGGCAACAGCAAACACCUCCAGCCAGGCCAUCAGCAAGCAGGUCCUGUCUGUGGCCAACGUAGGAGUGGUUUCAUCCAGCAAAAACGACUUCCACAGGUUUGCUGGGCGGACAGUCAGCAGCGGAGCACUGGUCUUGGUGUCACUGGAGCUGAAGGAGUCCUCCACUGCCCUGCUAACCAUCAACACAGAGAAGAGCGUCAUGGCGUCCAUGUUGCUCCGAGACCUCAAACAAGCCCUUGCCCAGGCGUAGAGACCCCCCCCCCCCCCACUUUCUUAAGUAAAGGUAAAGGGGAACAGCGCUUCAUUAAAGAUUUCAUAUAUUUUAUUUUUCCGGUUAAGGACAAUUCAGGCAGUACUUGCAAAUGCAUGGCACUUUUAUCCACAAUACAGCAACCGAAGAGCUGAACUUUUGUCACUGACACAGAACUGGAAACAAUGGAAGCGUGCAGCGUUUCUUAUUUUUCUGCUCUGUGGUUUUUGGAAAGGAUUGUCCUGAAUCGCAGGAAUAAAUUUGUGAAAAAAGUGAUGAUCCCCUUUAAAACACACAGAAGGCAUCAUAGAAGUGAUAAUACAAUUUAAAAUGUGACCCGCAUACCUUCUCCUGUAGAAGUCACUCCUAAACAUGACACUACUCCACCCAAUCAUGUGAAACCAACUGGUCAUUUACCUCAGUGGUGACCAUUUAAAUAUAAUGCCAUUUAUGGGUUUGACCAAUGUUAUUAUGUACAAACAGCUGUACAUACAUUUUGGGAGAAAGAAAGUAUCGCUGCCUCACUUUUGGUGCUACAGGCCAAUUUUUCUGUCCCUCUUUAAUGUUUAUACAGAUUGAGAUACUCCACUAAAGCAUUGAUGUCUGACUGUAUUUCAUCAGCAUUUGUGCCUGAGCCAAGCCACUCUGUGUUUGCAUUGAUGGACUUUGUUCUUUAUGCCAAGAGAAAGAGAAAAGGAGGAUUUUCUCAAUGCCAUUUAGACCCAUCUCAACACUGUCAUUACAUUAAUAAUCUUUGGGAAGCUGCUGCAGCACCAGACGAGCCUCUGUCCCUGAUGUAGUUUUACAUUCCAACCUUUCCACUGCCCCUAAAUCACAUUUAUUAAAGUGCCUUCUACAUGAAAAUAAUGUUAUUUAGAAAACCAAAACGUAUAGACUUAAAUCAACAAGGUCUUUUUAUCUGUACCGCUUUUGCUGAACAAUAAAAAGUGAAUUUAUUAAAACAAUAAA
Messenger RNA from Epinephelus lanceolatus (giant grouper), 4850 nucleotides. RefSeq names its product adaptor related protein complex 3 subunit beta 1a (gene ap3b1a). Gene Ontology annotation, biological process: vesicle-mediated transport; intracellular protein transport. The record is from RefSeq and is a predicted model, not a curated record. Gene Ontology annotation, cellular component: membrane coat; AP-3 adaptor complex; clathrin adaptor complex. Lineage: Eukaryota; Metazoa; Chordata; Actinopteri; Perciformes; Serranidae.